AUGGUACCUAGCACUUCUGAAGAUCCUUUUCACAAAAUUAUUUUAAAAAAUAGUUCUGAAAAAUCAGAAUUCUUAAAAGAAUCUUCUUCUCAAUACGGGUACAAUGGCAGAAUUGAUUCUAUACGUGAAAAUGAAUAUCCACAACUGAAAGGAUCCGUUUAUCUUGAUCAUUCUGGUGCGACUGUAUAUGCAAAAAGUGUCGUAAGUUCCUUCACUAAUGAUCUUACAAAUAAUCUUUUUGGAAAUCCUCAUUCGUACAACCCCAGUUCCCAGCUUACUUCUCAACGAGUUGAACUAAUUCGGGCUCGUAUUCUGAAACACUUUAAUGCAAAUCCUGCGGAAUAUCAAGUUAUAUUUACUCAAAAUGCGAGUGCUGCUAUUAAAUUGGUUGGUGAAGCUUUUCCUUGGACCUAUGGUCAAAGUUCUUUCAGAUAUUUGAGAGAAUCUCAUAAUAGUGUGAUAGGCUUAAGACGUUUUGCCGAAGAAAAUAACUCUCCUAUUAUUCAAGCUAUAACUGAAAAAGAUUUAGAAUCAUCCUUUAAAAAUAUACAUGAAUAUCCGAUUAAUGAUAAUCUAAAUUCUGAAAUAAAUCAAGAUAUUGUAUAUAAUCUUUUCGCUUAUCCUGCACAAUGCAACUUUUCUGGUCAAAGAUUUCCACUCAAAUGGACACAAAUGAUUAAAAGAUUAAAUUCUGAUAAAUCAAAGACAUUGGUCUUACUUGACGCUGCUGCUUAUGCAGCAACUUCUUCAUUAUCAUUAGCUGAUAAAGACACAUCUCCAGACUUCGUUGCUAUCAGCUUUUAUAAAAUUUUUGGAUUUCCCACAGGUUUGGGUGCUUUAUUAGUAAAAACUGAAUUGACUCCUAUAUUAAAAAAGCGAUAUUUUGGUGGCGGGACAAUUCGUGCAGUUGCUUAUGAUCGAUUAUGGCAAGAAUUUCGAGAGAAUUUGAGUGACCGUUAUGAGGAUGGUACUAUUAACUUUUUGGAGAUUAUUUCCCUAGAACAUGCGUUCAAUUCAAUAGAACGAAUAUAUACGAACUUUAAUAAUAUUAAGAAUCAUGUGACUUCCCUUAGCUCUUAUCUCUACAAACGAAUGAAUUCACUUAGACACUGGAAUGGUUCACCUGUGUGUGUUAUCCAUGCUAAUAAUGACUUUUCAGAUAGUUCUAUUCAAGGUCCUGUCUUCAAUUUUAAUGUAAAACGUGCUGAUGGUUCUUGGGUUGGAUACCUUGAGGUAGAAAAGUUAGCUAGUGUAAAAGGUAUUCAUGUUAGAACUGGUGGUUUUUGUAAUCCUGGUUGUUUAUCAAGAUGGGUAAACGUUAAUUCGGAUCAGGUUAUGGCUAAUUAUAAGUUGGCUACUGGAAAAGUAUGUGGUGAUGAUCAUGAUAUUCAUAACGGCAAGCCUACGGGUUCAAUACGUAUCUCUAUAGGUGCUAUGUCAACUAUUGAUGACAUUCUUGUUUGGUUAGAUUUCUUCAAUACAUAUUUUGUGGAAUCAAUCCCACCAUAUAAAAUGUCACAAAAAGUUGGUAUUGACACCAAUAUAACUUAUUCAAAUCAAUCAAAUUUGGUUGUGGAAAGAGUAACUUUGUAUCCAAUUAAAUCAUGUCACGGAUUUACCAUACCACCUUCAUCUUCCUGGCCAGUAACUAGUCAAGGACUAUUAUAUGACCGUGAAUGGAUGUUGGUAAAUUUAAGAACUGGAAAGGCAUUAAGUCAAAAAAUAUUCCCAAGGAUGACUUUAAUACGUCCAGUCGUUUUUCGAGAUAAAGAAUUGCUUGUUAUUUCGGCACCUGGGCAAGAUCCUCUUCAAAUAAAGUUGAAUGAAUAUCCUGAUGACAUUGACUCUUCUACUACAUGUUCGUCUCAAGUUUGCGGUGACAAGAUUGAAACAUUUAUAUACACAUCUCCACAUAUUACAAAUUGGUUUACAAAUUUUCUUGGUAUACCAUGCCGCUUAGCUCGACAACCACCUAUAACCAAUAAUGACAAUAAUUUCAUUCAAUCUCAAAGAUUCAUAAAGCCGCAUCUUGAUGUACCUAUGACGAAUGCACAUCUUUCAUUAUCAAAUGAAUCACCGUUUUUAUUGAUUUCACGUAACAGUGUUAAUCAUGUUAAUGAAAUGAUUCUUGAAAAUGAAAAUAAAGAUGAAACAAUUGUUGCUGAUUGUUUUAGAGCCAAUAUUUUAAUUAAAGCUACAUGUGAAUAUGAAGAAGAUGAAUGGAAAAUGAUUAGGAUUGGUGGACAAGUGUUUAGGUUAAUUGGUCCGUGUAGAAGGUGUCAUAUGAUCUGUAUAAAUCAUGAAACUGCUGAAAAAAUUAAAGAACCAUAUUCGACUUUAGCAAAGUAUCGUCGAUUUAAAGGAAAAAUAUUCUUUGGGCAACAUAUGAUUCAUGAUGCUGAACUUUCUGAUUCACCUUUUGAAAUUAAAAGUGGUGCAAAAUUUGAAAUAUUAGAAAAAUUUCAGGAUCAACAAGAGAUAUUUAGAUAA
Molecule: messenger RNA, 2490 nt
Organism: Dentiscutata heterogama
Lineage: Eukaryota; Fungi; Glomeromycota; Glomeromycetes; Diversisporales; Gigasporaceae
Source: the annotation of a GenBank genome assembly